This is a messenger RNA of Diabrotica virgifera virgifera (western corn rootworm), 1862 nucleotides long. RefSeq names its product neuronal acetylcholine receptor subunit beta-3-like. The transcript has 11 exons. Bases 70 to 1791 code for a protein of 573 amino acids. Gene Ontology annotation, molecular function: extracellular ligand-gated monoatomic ion channel activity. Gene Ontology annotation, cellular component: membrane. The record is from RefSeq and is a predicted model, not a curated record. Gene Ontology annotation, biological process: monoatomic ion transport. NCBI's taxonomy places the organism in Eukaryota, Metazoa, Arthropoda, Insecta, Coleoptera, Chrysomelidae.
GAAAUAUAUGUUGAUAGACGGUACAUAUUUUUUCUGCACUUCAGUUGUUAUUGAUUAUAUUAACAGUGAAUGAAGAAUGUAAAAAUGUUCCAAGAAUGCAGUGUUUUGGUUUUAUGUUUUGCGAUUGUGCAAGCUAGAAUGUAUAAUCAGUCUGAUAUAGAUCUUUCGAAAUGCAAAACUCACUACUCCCGCUCUGGAAGUGUCUACAAAGAUUUCUACAGCAUCACUGAGACUCCCAGUGCAAACGACACUCUUCUCCUGGACUUUCAUUUCUCAGUCCUAGCUCCCAGUGAUGCACAUAUUCUCCUAGCAACAUCCGACAAGGUUCAAAAAACUGAUCCGGCUUAUGAGAUUGUUAUCGGUGCCGGAGGGAACACAUUUUGCGAUAUAAGAAGAAAGCAGAAGUCUGAUGUCAAGUCUUCGAUAAGGGUUAAGGGGUUGUUGAAUGCGCUGGAUCCUCAGUCUUUUUGGCUGCAUAUCACAAAAGAUGGAGACAUAGCUGUUGGUAAAGAAGGAGAAGAAUUGCCCUUCAUUUCGUGGGUAGAUCCAGAUCCUCUUCCUUUAAAAGUAAUCAGUUUUAGUACAUGGUCCGGUGUGGAGGCUAAAUGGUAUUUUGAUUGCCAAUUUAAACAUGAAACAGAGGAGAUACAAAAACCUUUGACACAUCUUGAUAGGCUCCGAAGAGAUUACCUCUACCACUAUAAUCCAUACGUUAGGCCUGUUACAGAACAUAACACUACUACCACAGUUUCAGUAGCUAUUAAUAUCAACCAUGUAGCAUUAGAUGAAAAGCGAUCAGUAUUUGAAGUUUUGGGAGUAACAAAAUUGGGUUGGCAAGAUGAAAAACUUAUAUGGGACCCACAUGAUUAUAGUGGGAUACAAGUUAUGCACAUUUUUAGAAGAGAAAUUUGGCAACCAGAUUUGUGUUUGUACAAUGCUGUGGGAGACGUUAGAGAUCUUUUAGAGGAUACACUAAUGGUAGUACAUUAUACUGGUUAUGUAGAAUGGAAUCCUGCCAUUAAAAUGAAAGCAUUUUGCGAAGGACAAGAUCUGGAGACUUGGCCCAAGGAAACUCACAAAUGUAGUUUAAUUAUGGGAUUCAUGAGAGAAUUUAGUCAUAUGCGAAUAUCGUUUAAUAGAAAUGACAGCUCUUUGAUAUACUAUGAGAGCUCAGAAUGGUCAAUUCUGGAGGCAGAUGUAAUAACAAACAUUUCGGCUGCAGAACAAAAUAUUGCAUCGGAACCAGCGAUAUUUGAAAUGAAUUUGACGAUUAAAAGGAAUACUAAGGCACUUGACUGGAUCUUCUUCUCACCGUUUAUACUUAUAUCCAUUUCUUUACUGUCAAGCUUUUGGAUCUCUCCUUUUGGCCAACUGAAGAUCUCGAUGGUUUCAGUACAACUUGUGAUAUGUACUUUAAUUUUGCUUAGCUUGUCACUGAUUGUGCCUAAUCAUUCUAAGAGAGUUCCGUACAUAGUUACCCUUUAUAGCUAUACACUUGUGGCCAUUUUAAUUGCCAUCAUUGUGUCAAUUGUAGUUGUUAAUUUAGCUCGAAGCUAUCAUAAGAAGGCUGUGCCUCAUAUUCUCUGCAGAAUUUUAACUAGCAAGGUUAUAAGGAUCUUUUUGUGUCUACCUAAUGUGAAGAUGGCCGACAAUUAUGGCAACUUGUACGACACACAGGAAAAGCAUCAAACAAUAUGGGUACUUAUGGGAACUGCUGUAGAUAGACUAACGUUCAUAAUUUACUUGAUGUUAAGCAUUUAUGCCAUAGUUUUAAAAAAUAAUUACACUUAAAUAGGUAUAUCAUAACAUGUAUUGUUUUUGAAGUGUACUUUUACAAUUAAUAAAUAUUCAAAUACAUUUAA